This is a messenger RNA of Nilaparvata lugens (brown planthopper), 898 nucleotides long. RefSeq lists its product as uncharacterized. The coding region runs from base 236 to 700 and encodes 154 amino acids. Lineage: Eukaryota; Metazoa; Arthropoda; Insecta; Hemiptera; Delphacidae. The transcript is spliced from 2 exons. The record is from RefSeq and is a predicted model, not a curated record.
CCAAAACAAGUUGCUGCUGAACAAGGACAAGACACAUAAGCUUCUCUGCUCCUUGGGACAGGCUGGUCGAGUGGUUGAAACUGAUGUGAAGUUGCUGGGUUUUUCCUUGAAUACCAGAAUAAGCUGGACAAGUCAUAUUGUCAAUGUUUGCUCAAAGCUGUCCAGUGCGCUCUAUCUUCUGCGAAAGUUGAAAUCGGAAAUUGGUGCCGGAUACCUGCUUACUGUCUACUAUGCCAUGUUUCACAGCCAUGUAUGUUAUGGACUUCACCUGUGGGGUCACUCUGGACGACUUGGUGAUGUGCUGCUUCUGCAGAAAAAGGCUGUGCGAGUGCUGACGGGCAGUGACUACAUGGCUCACUGCAGACCACUCUUCAAGAGGCUAAAAAUGCUUACUGUUGUAAAUCAGUACAUUCUUGAAUGUCUGGUUCGCAUCAGAGACAGAGCUAGGAGUGCUGAUACUCGUGGUGGGAUACAUGGCUAUGGAACCCGUCAGACUCACCUCAUCAACAUGCCAAGAUGCCGUUUAGCAAGGACUCAGAGGAGUUAUCCUUUCAUUGCCUUCAAGAUGUUUAAUAAGCUGCCAGAGUGGGUCAAGGAUAGUGGAAGUGAUAGACAGUUCCGAGCAGUUUUGAGAUCACUCUUGGUGGAGCAUCCAUUCUAUAGCCUGAGUGAAUUUCUCGAUAGUGAGAUGACAUUUUGAAAUUUUUUUUGUGAUAUGUUUUUAAACCCUGACACAGUCUAUCCAGCAGUGCUGGUCAAUGACCUAGAAUAAAACUAAAACUAAAACUAAUGAUAUCUAGAUAUGUUUCGUACCCAAGAACAAUGCCCUAGAAUACUGGUAGGGAGUUUGGAAACACCAUGUAUAUUAAGAUUGUUGGUUGGAAUGAAAGGAAGUACC